AUGAGUGAAACUAGUUUGAUUUCAUAUUCCGAUCGAGAAAUGGAGUCUUCCCUCAAGGAUUUAUUGGAGAGAAUUUUAAUUUAAUUGGAAAAGUACAUUGAAACCAAAAAUGAUCUCAAUGAAAUUGAGAAAGAAUUGAAAGAUUAUGAGAAUCUACCCCAACUAGUCAAUAUAAUUAAGGUAGUUUUCACCAAUCUCAUGUUAAAAAUUGACAAAAAAGUCAAAAAGUUAGAGAAAGAUGUAGAUCCAAAUGCCUCCUUGAGAAGUUUAAGAACUGAGGAAGAAUACGAAAAAUUGGAGUAAACUGUGAUUAAAUAUGAGGGCGAAAUCAGAAAUCAUAUUAGACUAGAAUAACAAUUAAAAUUGUACGCAGAAUCAAUCCAAGCCAAAUUGGAUGAGAGUGAAUCUACGAGAAAUGAGCUUCUGGAAACCACCAAGAAAAUUAUGAAUAAUCUCAAAAGGGAAAACUAAAAUUAUUACGAGGAAAACACUAAAUUGUAAUCUGAUAUCGCUUACUAUAAGCAACGAAUAUAAGAAUACGAAAAUGAAGUAUACAAAAAGACAAUUGAAUAUGAUCAAAGAGAUCAAGAAGUUUAGAAGCAUAAUAAGAAUAGCUAAUAGAUUAAAGCACUAAUACAAAAGAAGCCUAAUAGUAAGGAAACCAAUAAAACUAGUUCAUAUUCAGAACACAAAUUAAGUAGUUAGCUUUAAGAAAGCACAGAUUAUCCUACUUAAUCUUAAGGUUCUUUGAAAUAAAAUUACUUUAAUAUCCUUCAAUAUGGAUAAAAUCAUUAACAGUAAUAAUAAUUGUAAUUGUUAAUGUAAUAACAACAAGAAUAUUAAAAAUCAUUUCAUGGCAAACAUAAUUCGAUAUCCUCAAUUAAUGACACUAUUCAAUAAUAAAUAAUUAUUAAAGAUAAGAAAGGUAACUUAUUUAGUUACAAUGCAUCUAAGAAGAAUUCUUAAAAUUCUUAAUUCCAUCAAAAAACUAUUUAACAAACCCUAUAAACUCAACCUAGAAGUAGAAGUGGAAGCGCACGCCGAAAUCUAAAUUAAAAAUAAAAAACUUCUAUCAAUCAAUGA
This is a messenger RNA of Paramecium tetraurelia, 1083 nucleotides long. RefSeq lists its product as uncharacterized. NCBI's taxonomy places the organism in Eukaryota, Ciliophora, Oligohymenophorea, Peniculida, Parameciidae. The record is from RefSeq and is a predicted model, not a curated record. The transcript is spliced from 5 exons.